Molecule: messenger RNA, 2521 nt
Organism: Nicotiana tabacum (common tobacco)
Lineage: Eukaryota; Viridiplantae; Streptophyta; Magnoliopsida; Solanales; Solanaceae
Source: RefSeq, a predicted model, not a curated record
UAUGUUGUGCAUGUGCUGUCGUUUUUUGUGAUAUUCGUACUAUUUUGAUGAUCUUGAGCCAUAAAGAACUGAAAAAGCAGAUAUGAAAUAGCGUCACCUCACUUGAUAGUUUGUUAUAUAGUUGGUAUUUUUGAUGAAAGGAUAUGUUGGUUGUUGUGUUUGUAACGCUUUCCCUUUAUUGCUUCUCUUCAGAUAAUUCCAUUCUGUUUUGAAUAUGGAUAUAUAAUAGUAUAUUUCUUUCCUAGUUGGCUCCUGGUCGAUCAAAAGAGAGAAAGAAGGGAUUCUUUUGCCUAAUUGACAGAUGCUAUUGUGAAUUUAGCCCGUGGUACUAUCUAGAGAUAUAAUCUUUUUUCCCAGUUUGAGCUCUGUUACAUGCUUGGACCUUUGUAUUCUCAAUCUCUUCUUAAGUAGAUUGCUAGUUGGUCCUUGUUAUUGUGUGAUUGAAUCAUUAUGAAGAAACAGCAUAUGACUGCUUGAUGACGGGUGGAAUAAGACAUUUUAUUACAAAAGGAAAAACAAAUAUUGCAUCCUAUGUGGUAUGAUGGCAGAAGUUGAGUAAAGUCCGAGAGCUAAUUACCAGUACUGCCUUUUGUUUUGAUAUUAGGUGUGUCAUCGAGUUCAACGCACUUUCUGCUCGAUGAGGCAUGCAAAUAUAAAACAUGGAUCUUUUCAUCUUGAAGAGCACAAUAUGCGAAUCACACGAGCACGAGCAAGAGCAAGUGUGUUGGGUUCAUCAGGACGAUUACCACCCCUACACCCAUCCACAAAACAGGAUAAGAAGCAUGUAUUGGGAGCAGAGUCCAAAAGAUCGAAAAGAUCUGCCUCAGAUGAGAACAGACCUGGUACCUCUAGUACUGCUACUGGUGUUCAGCCUAAGAGAAGGGCUGUUCUUAAAGACAUGACGAAUGUACUUCAUGAGAACUCUCACAUGAAUUGCAUCAACGGAAGCAAAAUUCAGGUUAAAAAAGGCUCCGAUAAGAGGAACAAUAAGGCGAAACCUGCUGUUUCGGUAAAAUUGUCACAGCUCCAAGAGAAAGGAAAAGAGGAUAUAGCUGAUAAAGUAAAGAAAGUGAAGGUUGAGGGAUCACAAGAAAUAAGUUCGGGGGCAAACUGCAAGGAGGAUAUGUUACCUCAGCUAAGUAGAUAUGUCACUCCAGCACAAUGUGGUUUAGUCCAUCUAGUGCCUGUGAACAGAAGUUCCUGUAAGGCCAUCCCACUUCAGGAUAUAAUGAAAAAAGAUGAAAGCAAAGUUUGCCGGAAACAAGAAGGCUUUGCUAAUCUAGGAGUUGCUGAUAUUGAUUCAAGACACAAGGAUCCACUGAUGUGUAGUCUGUAUGCUCCUGAUAUUUAUAACAAUUUGCAUGCCAUUGAGUUUGACCGUAGGCCUUCUGUUGAUUACCUGGAAAAGCUGCAGCUGGACAUUAACAAGGGUAUGCGAGGUAUUCUGAUUGAUUGGCUUGUGGAGGUUUCAGAAGAAUAUAGGCUGGUUCCAGACACACUUUACCUAACUGUUAAUCUUAUUGACCGUUUCCUAUCUGAAAAUUACAUUGAAAAACAAAAGCUGCAACUACUUGGAGUUACCUGCAUGCUAAUAGCUUCCAAAUUUGAAGAGAUUUGUGCACCUCGUGUUGAAGAAUUUUGCUUCAUUACAGAUAACACUUACUCGAAGGAAGAGGUAAUAAAAAUGGAAAGCAGAGUCUUGAACCUUUUGAGCUUUCAACUUGCUUCUCCAACCACUAAGAAAUUCCUGAGGAGAUUCAUUCAAGCAGCUCAAGCUUCUUACAAGGUUCCCUCUGUCGAACUGGAAUUCAUGGCAAAUUAUUUAGCUGAGUUAACACUUGUUGACUAUGGGUUUCUUAAGUUUCUUCCAUCUCUUACUGCUGCAUCAGCUGUAUUUCUAGCUAGAUGGACGCUUGAUCAAUCUAACCACCCAUGGAAUCCAACUUUGGAGCACUAUACCAGAUACAAGGUAUCAGAGCUUAGAACUACAGUUUUUGCACUGCAAGAGUUACAGAUGAACACCAGUGGCUGCACCCUCAAUGCCAUACGUGAAAAAUAUAGACAACCAAAGUUCAAGUCCGUGGCUACUUUAGCAGCUUCAAAACCAGUCCAAUCACUGUUCUAAGAAGAGCUCGUAUUCCAUCUGCUUGGCCAGUUCAAAUGUUGUGAAUCCAUCCUAAAUCUCUCAUAUUAAGUCAGACUUGCAUGGAAGUAUCCCAUAAUCUGUCAAUCGCCAAAAGAGCCCUCAUUUUGUUUAUUCCUCUUCCAAGGUUUAACUGCUGUAUCAUUCUAGAUUCUAAUUUGUUCAAGGUACUAAUAGAUUAUUAGGUGGAAAUGUGAAGGCUUAGUUGAAGUGAAGCUGUUAAUUUAACAGAAUAUUAGUAGAAAAGAAGUUAAGAGUAACCGAUAGCUACUUGCUAUCUUGUAGUUUGACUUUCGAGCUUACUGAAAGCUCCAGUUGUAAAAUCGUUCUGAAACUGACAUUUCUAUUCUUUUAGUCAACAAAUUCGUUCAUGUUAAA